Molecule: messenger RNA, 1901 nt
Organism: Hemicordylus capensis (graceful crag lizard)
Lineage: Eukaryota; Metazoa; Chordata; Lepidosauria; Squamata; Cordylidae
Gene: SLC25A15
Product: solute carrier family 25 member 15
Exons: 9
Coding region: 841-1743 (300 amino acids)
Biological process (GO): mitochondrial L-ornithine transmembrane transport
Molecular function (GO): L-ornithine transmembrane transporter activity
Source: RefSeq, a predicted model, not a curated record
GCGGCAGGCACGAUUUUCCUCCUUUCCAGUCGACUCCGGGAGUCCUCGGCCCGCGCGUUUCUAAAUGGGGGCAGCCCGUGGGCAGGGAAUGGUUAAACAUUUAAAAUGCCCAACCCGGGCUUGAGCUGCCCAGCCGGCUGACGCACCUUUCCCACCUCCAGUGAACGUGCCUGCCUGCCCUCCCGCCCCCUUCUCUCGGGAACCACCACCGAGCAAAUCCUCUCGCCUUCGUGUUUGCCAGCUGGCAGCUGCAGGGCGGGCUUUGGGAGCCGCCUUCGCGGCCGCGGUCCCCCAGUUCCGCUUCCCAGGCCGCGCUCCAGCUCCGCCUUCUCCAGCCCUUUCUCAAGCGGGAGGCGCCGGGUGUGCGCCUCCUUUAGCACCAGCCACGUUAUAGCCGCCGCUCAUGCGGCGGCGGCGGCAAUGGGUCAGAGAUAGGAGAUGCGGCUGCGACGGGGCGGCUGGAGGAAAAACAAAAACGGCUUCAAGAGAUUGUCACAACAGUUUUAGGCCAAAUAACCCAGUCCCUCUUGAGCGGGAUGUGAUUGAGAAUUUUGGAGCACAGAAACCAACAAGGAGUCUGGGGGAGUCUAGCAGCAGAAGCUUUCGUAGACUUGGGCCCAUUUCAUCACAUGCAUUGUCGUCCAUGCAGGCGGAUGAAGAGUAUUGUUGUAGUCCAACCAAAGCUUCUGCUAGGACAAGUUUGCUGACUUUGAAGAAGAGAAUAGGCUGCUGUGUCCAUGAAGGAUUCUAGAUCCAGCUAAGAAGUCAGAAGAGGCACCCACUGCAACUCCACACGUGCUCCAGGGAAGUUUUAGAGCCAGGACAAAGCAAGCAGCAAAUAUGAGAACAAACCCCGUCAUUCAAGCUGCCAUUGACCUCACAGCAGGAGCUGUCGGGGGGACUGCCUGUGUGGUGACUGGCCAGCCAUUUGAUACUGCCAAGGUAAAAAUGCAGACAUUCCCCAACAUGUACAAAGGGAUUAUCGAUUGUUUUGUGAAGACUUACAAGCAAGUGGGAUUUCGAGGCUUCUACAAAGGAACCACCCCAGCACUUGUUGCUAAUAUAGCUGAAAACUCAGUGCUCUUCAUGUGUUAUGGCUUUUGCCAACAAAUUGUGAGGAAAAUUGCUGGACUAGAGAAGCAAGCAAAGCUGAGUGACCUUCAAAAUGCUGCUGCUGGCUCCUUUGCUUCGGCGUUUGCCACCUUGGUCCUUUGUCCCACAGAGCUUGUGAAGUGUCGCCUACAGGCUAUGCAUGAGCUGAAGUUAACGGGGAAGAUAGUCCAAGGACAUAAUACAGUUUGGUCAGUAAUAAAAGGUGUUCUUCAGAAGGAUGGUCCCCUUGGAUUCUAUCGUGGUCUGUCUAGCACAUUGCUGCGAGAAAUUCCUGGCUAUUUUUUGUUUUUUGGAGGCUAUGAACUGAGUCGGACUUUUUUUGCCUUUGGGAGACCAAAAGAAGAAUUAGGUCCUGUUGUGUUAAUGGUCAGCGGUGGCUUUGGUGGCACCUGCUUAUGGAUUGCUGUCUAUCCAGUGGAUUGCAUCAAAUCUAGAAUCCAAGUUCUUUCCAUGGCAGGAAAACAGGCAGGCUUUAUGGGCACUUUUGCAAGUGUGUUCCAGAAUGAAGGUGUGUCUGCCUUGUAUUCUGGACUGAAGCCUACUAUGAUUCGUGCUUUCCCAGCCAAUGGUGCACUGUUCCUUGCCUAUGAAUAUAGCCGGAAGCUAAUGAUGAACCAGUUUGAAAGCUAAAGCUUUUAUUUUAGACUGAAUGAGAUACAUUUAUAGGUCAUUGCAGAGGUUGACUGGGGCGAGAGUGACACCAUAGGUUGUAAAACUCCUGUUGUGAAACAAAAUGAGGUGUGUUUUUUAAGUAUCAGUUGAUUUCAAUAAACAUCUUGUGUUUUCUA